Aureobasidium pullulans EXF-150 is the source of this 1755-nucleotide messenger RNA. RefSeq lists its product as uncharacterized. The record is from RefSeq and is a predicted model, not a curated record. The transcript is spliced from 4 exons. The coding region runs from base 1 to 1755 and encodes 584 amino acids. Lineage: Eukaryota; Fungi; Ascomycota; Dothideomycetes; Dothideales; Saccotheciaceae.
AUGACCGUCACAACACAGUCUCUGCUGGCACUCGCCCUAUUCAGUGUUUGUGAGGCCGCAAGCUAUCGCACUAUUGGAUCUUCAGGAUGCGCUGCACAGAUGGUAUUCGUGCCACCAUAUACUGACACGGUGGUCUUUCUUGACAACUAUCACCGGAAUUUUGGUGGUCCGGGAGUAGACCUGAAGACUGGCGCUCACUCAAAAGACCCAUUCAUGCAGGACAAUGGGCUAUGGGCCUUUGGUGUUGAGUACGAAUGGCGCACAAACGAUCUCCGCAAAUUGACUCCGAAGUCAAAUACGUUUUGCGCCGCGGGUGCCUUUGCCCCCGAUGGCACGUUGAUAAAUGUUGCCGGAGCCGAACUGUACUCAGGAGACGCCAAAACUACAAAUCUUCAAGAUGGCCGUCAGACUGUCCGCAGAUACAAGCCCGGCCCUUGCGACAUUGAUGGAUGCAAGAUGGAUUUUGAAGUCAAUACCAAUGAGCUUCAAUCAAGACGCUGGUAUCCAACAAGCAUAACUCUGACAAACGGCGAUGUUCUUGUUGUUGGAGGCUCAGUCGUUGGCCUUCUGGUUACCAACGAGGCUUCCAUCAACAACCCCACUUACGAGCUAAUCAAAGCCGACGGCAGUCAAGCGCCGCCUCAGAAGAACUUGACCAUCCUGGAGUUUGGUGCUGAGGAUAACCAGAAUGCGGAUAUGUCCUUCAACCUUUACCCCAUCCUCCAGCUGCUCCCGAACGCAGACAAAGCCGAUCAUGUUUUCACUCUAGCUGGCAACAGAGCAAACGUCUACAACUACGCCACAGACGAGAUUGUCAAAGAGCUUCCGAAUAUCCCUGGCGGACCUCGUACUUUCCCAGGAUCGGCCGCUGCAGUGCUGCUGCCACUCAAAGCUCCUGAAAAUGAACCUACUAUUCUGGUCUGUGGUGGCAGCUCGGCAGAUAUACCAAACCCCAAAGCUUUGAGCGACUGCUACCGUAUCAAGCCAAACGACCAGAAUACUGUUUGGAUUAGAGAUGAUUGGUUACCCAAUGGUGGUCAGACCAUGAUUGAGCCUGUGUUGCUUCCUGAUGGCACGAUUGUUAUGAUGAACGGUGCACACAGAGGAAGCGCUGGUGGCUACCAAGCAGAAGAUCCUGCACUGCAAGCUCUGAUCUACGACCCCAACGCGUCCAAGGGACAGCGUUUCAUAAAAUCGGCCACAUCUGAGAUCCCAAGGAUGUAUCAUUCCGUCGCUAUUCUCCUUCCAACAGGCGAAGUUCUGCUCGCUGGAUCCAAUCCAGAUGUUUUCUACAAUCCUGUCGGCAAUGUGUCAUUGGCGAAUCCAAAAUGGCCCGAGUUCCAGAACAACGGUCACAAGUCAUACCUUCAUCAACAGCAGGAGCCAGACACAGCAUAUCCCACCGAGUACCGUGUUGAGAUCUACGCUCCUCCCUACAUGGAUGAAGUCGGCUCUCGCCCCAUCAUCACUGCCUUCCCUGUCUCCGUCAAAUACGGCGAGCAUUUCAAGAUGGCAGCCGAGGGUGCUCGCGAAGAUGUGGUCGUCCGACUCAGCUACUCUGGCUUCCACACUCACGGUGUCGAUAUGGGAGCUAGAAUGGUUCAAUUGGAGGCCGUGUUGAGCACAGAUGGUGAUUAUAUCAUUGAUGUUACUGCACCGGCUGAUGCUUCUGUUAUGCCGCCUGGUGUGUACAUGCUCUGGGUCAUCGAGAAGGGAAUUCCUUCCGAGGCUGUGUGGAUGAAGUUGGAAGCUUGA